Messenger RNA from Thecamonas trahens ATCC 50062, 1708 nucleotides. RefSeq lists its product as uncharacterized. The coding region runs from base 1 to 939 and encodes 312 amino acids. The record is from RefSeq and is a predicted model, not a curated record. NCBI's taxonomy places the organism in Eukaryota, Apusomonadida, Apusomonadidae. Gene Ontology annotation, molecular function: protein binding. The transcript has a single exon.
AUGCUUGCAAAGGACGCACAGGCGAUGGCAGAAGAGCCGGUGAUGAGCAAGGCGCUGGCCAAGUGUUGCGUGCUGCUGGCGGUAGAGGCUGCGACCCAGUCGGGUGCCAUUCCGCCGCACACCGCGAGUCCAGAUGAGAUCCAGGAGGUGGCCGAGGCGCUGGCAGCCCAUGCCGAGGCCGCAACGGCACCGGCGGCUCGCACGGAGGGCAAGCACACGCCGCUGCAUCUGGCGGCCGUGGGGCAGGCAUCACAACUGGUGCAGAUGCUGAUGGAUGCCGGUGCGACGAUGGAAGGCGGGUUGAUGGGGGAACCCGGCGGGACGCCGUUGACGUUCGCGCUGUUCUACGCUGCGACCGAGACGGCAGAGCUCCUGGCUGCCAGUAUGAGCGACGACGAGCUUUCGCUGCGCGAGGCUGCUGGACUCGGCCGUGACGUGGAAAGCUACGAUGUGGGGCGUGCGGUGGCGCGGGCGCGGUGCGGGUUUUACCGGCCGAUCGAGGCGUUCCCAGAGUGGGCGCGAACGUACGAGGCUGCGGAGCUCGUGGGUGAGGCCUUGGCAUGGGCGGCGCGGAACGGGCAGGUGAAGGCGAUGGCGGAGUUGGUGAAGGUGCAUGACGCGGAUGUUGAUGCUACCGUGUAUCGCGGCACGCCGCUACUGUGGGCAGUAUACGCCGACAACGCGGCUGCGGCCGAGUGGCUCAUCGCUGCCGGGGCAGACGUGGAUCGUGUGCACGACUUUGGUGGGCGUGAGCAUGGCCAGCAGGCGACGGCACUCCAUCUUGCAGGGCAGUUUGGCGCUGUCAAGUGCCUGCAAGUGCUGCUGGCAGCCGGGGCGGACGCGACGAUCAAGGACGGCGGGUUUGGGGCGACUGCGCUUGGAUGGGCGGAGCACUGCGGGAAUGAGGAGGGGAUGGCUGCGCUGCGGGGGCGAGAGUAAGCAAGCUUUACAAUUACUCGGAGUCGAUGUUGCUGGCGACAGCCAUGGGCUGGACCGAAAGGCCAUCGCCCAGGACCACGCGGCUGACCGUGCAGUCGGCCGAGCCUGUGAGGAUGACAGUCUCGGAGAGCCAGGCGAGUGAAAAGACCUUGUCCGAGUGGACGGCGACCGAGUAGAGCGGGAUGGAAGGCGAGCGGAUGUCCCAGACGCGGACCUUUCCAUCGUGGGCGGCAGUGGCAAAGUGGACGGCGGAGCCGGGCAUCCACGCCACGGCCGGAACAAAGCCGCCGUGGCCCUUGAACUUGGCGGACGCCGGGUCCUGGGUGCGGAAGUCCCAGAGCCGAACAACGGGCCCGGCGUGGGCGGUGAGGGUGGCCGACGACGACGGCGCUGAGCAAAGGCCGAUGUCGAGGACGGCGGUCUCUGUGGCGAUGAUGGUUGCGUUGGCGCCCGACGGCACGUCCCACACGCGCAGCGAGUGGUCCCACGACGCCGACAGCGCGUUGGUUCCGUCGCCAAAGUUCUCGAACAGAGCAGUGGUCACCGCGCCGGUGUGGCCCUCGAGAGUGAUGAGCGGCGAGAGUGGAGCAGGGUCUGCGAGGCUGGCGGCGGCCUUGCCGGACUUUGCGCGCUUGGCGGGGCGGCCGUCGUCGUCGUCGCCGCCUGCGGUGGCGGACGAGGCGGCGGCCUCGACGGCGGCGGCGAUAGACGCGUUGUAGACCUGGACCUUGCCGUCCCAGGCGCCGGUGAUAAAGGUCAUGCCCAGCGG